AGUUAGCUAGCAACGCAAUAGUGAAAUUGGGUCCCCCAGCAGCAAAUUGGCUGCCUUGCUGCACAAAAUGGUGGUGUUGCAAUGGUGGUGGGUAGGUGCAUGAUUGAGAGAGACCACAACGUUUCCAUGCUUUUCUUCUUCCAUGUGUUGUUGUUUCUGUGAAUGAGUUCAUGAGAGGGCCGAAUUGCUUAAAGCGGCGACGCCAUUGAACCUUUUGUGCCUGGAAGUGGGCCUUUGACUCUCUCACAACUGGAAGCAAGUCAGUCAGUCAGUCAAUCGUUGUGGUGAGCGUGAUAGUCAGUCAAAUGGAGUGGGCUGUGCCGUUGCCCUUUCGUGUUGCCGCCCCACAUCUUAAUUAACUUCAUGGAUACUAACUUAGACUCCACUACUGGUUUUUUUCGAUUUGGCUGCCGCUGCACGGAAACCUGCUUAAUUAAUUGUUUGUGUGAAUGAGAUGUACAGCGGGAAGUUCUGCGUGAAAGUAUUUUGCUCUUUUUUUUUUCUUUUUUCUUUUUUUUAAUGCUUUUUUGCUUUUCUUAUGAUUAGGAUUUUCAUUCAUCAUUGUGCGGUCAAAGAAAAUGGAACAUUCAUUUUCGAAUGAUUGAUAUUGUGCUGGAACCUGAAGCUCGUUUCGCAGGGUGUGUGUGUGUGUGUGAUGUGUUUUGAGUGUUUGUUAGGGAGGCGCGUGGAUGGAGUUGGAUUACGGUGAAGAAGGCGAGGAGGAGGAAUUUUAUGGUGGAGGAGACGCUUGUGGAUCGUUGCUGCUUUGUGGGUUGUUGUUCGUUGUGGGUUGUGGUGGUGCUGUGUAAUUUGGGCGAGACUUGGUUCGGGGUUGCUGGGUGGUAGUGUCACGGCGACUCAUGGCGGUGCAAGCCAUGGCGCGUGGUUCCUUGAACGGAGGAUUCAAACCCUCUACUACCGCAUGCGCUGCUCAUCGACCCUGUUGUGCGCACAGUGUGCGCAUUUCGCCGUCUUCUAGUAUGCUGUCUAGGCCCAACUGUGCUAGUUUCCACCAAAAUUGUGUACAAGCUAAUGUAUCGCGUUCCAGAGUAAUAAGACGAUGUGGAGGUGGUGGUGGUGGUGUUCACGAGCUCUUCUCGUGUCACCGCUGCUUGAGCCCCUUGUUGCCUUUCAGGAGCAUACCCUCCCCAAUGUUGCCCUCAAGGACAUUGUCUCGGUUUGUCGUUAGAAACGCGAAAGAAAGUAAGGGUAAAGACUCGAAAGGGAAGAAGCCGGGUGGUAAAGGAGGGGGAGGGAGAGGAGGAGGAGGAGCAAAGUCUCAGGGAGAAGCUGCUGCUGCUGGGAAAAAUUCAGCUCCAGCGAAGAAAGCAGGUCCGAGGGCUAAUGUGUGGAGUAGAGAUGUUGCAGAAGCAGAGUAUCAAGCCUCUAGAGGCGAUUCAGCGAAAAAUCCUAGCUCAAAGCAGAACGGGCGAAGUGUUACGGCAGGAGGAGGAGGCAGACAAGGCAGUGAUGGGAAAUCAGGAAGAGGGCAAGGUUCUAACGGAAAUGGAAUUGCGCCUCAAGUUGCGGCAGGGAGGCUUGAAAUGAACUUCGACGACGAUGACUACACUGGCGUGGUGGCUACGGGAGGCAUUCCUGUUGAGGUCCAAGAAGUGCUUCAGGCGCCGGAACAAAUGCCCAACCCGUUAUGGCCAACAUUUGUGAGCAGCAAUGCGGGAGUGUGGCAAGGGAUCGGAGCUGCAUUCUCUCCCAUUACAGCUGAGAUGGAGCCAGUGGCACUUGGAAGUUCGAAAGAGUAUCUCUACGACGCCACUGUGCUGUGCAAUGUAAACAUUAUCCCAGGUCCGGAGAAUGAUAAAAUCAAUGGCACCUCUCUGCACCGCAAGGUCAUGUGGAAGGUUGGGAAUAGCCAAGGGGAGCUAGGAUAUGAAGAGUUCGAUGACGAUGACGAGUUUGAGGACGACGAUCUAGAGGGUGAAGGGGACUUUACCGAGGGUGAGGGCAUUAAUGCUAUUGAGCUUGCAUCGUCAGCCAUCGCAGAAGGUAUGGUUUACCCACCGGAGGCUACAGGAGAGGAAUUUGGCACUGUAGAGGAGACCAAGGCGUUCCUUCAAGGCGCAGAAGCUAGACCCGAGGCACUUUACAAUCCUGACAAGGAAAACCAAGAAUGUGGUGUGCUCAGAGAAAGUGAUCCAGAGUGGAAAUCUAUGUUCAAGGCGGAAACAGCUGAUGCAGGGUUGGUAGAAGAGCUAAGGAACGCUACCGUGGGCACCGCUGCCGCUGUGGAUGAGGCACCUCUUGCAAAUAGUGAUAAUGUUUGGACCGAAGUUAUGGAAGAGGACACCAUGACCAUGGAACCAGGCCUUGUUUUUUUCUCGGAUGGUUCCUACUCAAGAGGCCCUGUAUCGCUUGUGCCAGAUGAUCUUGCUGCAAGCUACCCUGGGUACAAGGAGUCUCCAACAUUUAAAAUAGAGCAGUGCUUAGUGACGGGCAAACAUAAAAGGUUACGUCUUGUUCACACCAUUGCCAUCAUGGAAUCGGGAGAAGAGAUUCAAGUUCUCCGUGUCGCUGUAUACGAAGAACAAUGGAUGGGUCCUUGUAAUAUGGAGUCUAUCAGUGAAACAGGGGGUGUCUACCUAGCACCCUUUUCUCAACGAGACCGGCUCUCACCAAACAAGUUGACAGGCUCCUGGAAGACCUUCGAGAUGAGCGCCAUGGCGAUUCAUCAGCCCGAUGCCUCGCCCCUGACCCGACCUGCAUAUGCACAGUUUUGUCAAGAAGUAAUGCUGAAGCAAGAUCUCCCAGAGCCCCUCAUGGAGUACUUCGAAGAGGAAGAAGAGAGCGAACCCAUCAGCGAGGAUCCUGCUGUUUUAUGGUUACCAGGUGGCAUCACAGCCACAGUGCAGGCAAAGGAAGAAGGAAUUCUGACAGUAGGGAUAGGCUGGUUCUACGAUAAGGGGACGUUUUUGGCGAUGGAGCGAGAUUAUGGGCCUGACGGUAAGCUUUCAGAAGUGAGAUCACAAACCAAAGUUAAGGGCGGGUGGGCAGGUGGUAGGAUGUAGUUCACUUGCUAUUGUCGAAUUAUAUACAAAUUAAGUGAGUUUCACGCAUUCUGUGCAGGAGUGACAACCAAGCAAACAUUUUUGUAGACACACAUGAUACAGAUUUUUGCAACUUUGAUUAAUUCUUACAUGGAGUACUUAGCAGUUUUGGGGGUGAUGAUGUCAUUGUUCAAUAAUUGGAACAGUAUAAUUUUAUGUGUUGAUACCAAGAAUAAAGACAAUUGUGAUCAUUGGAAAA
Messenger RNA from Physcomitrium patens, 3261 nucleotides. RefSeq lists its product as uncharacterized. The record is from RefSeq and is a predicted model, not a curated record. NCBI's taxonomy places the organism in Eukaryota, Viridiplantae, Streptophyta, Bryopsida, Funariales, Funariaceae.